Molecule: messenger RNA, 390 nt
Organism: Paramecium sonneborni
Lineage: Eukaryota; Ciliophora; Oligohymenophorea; Peniculida; Parameciidae
Source: the annotation of a GenBank genome assembly
AUGAUAGUCAUGAUCCUGAUAAUCCAGAUACAGAUAGAAAAUUAGAUAAAUUUAAUAUUUAUAGUAUGUUCAUUUUAACUAUCACAAACUUAUUUUAGAGAUGAAUAGUAUAGAUGGAGAGAAGCUGUUUCUGAAGAUUAAUUGAAAUGUGAUUCACCUGGAGUCAACUAUUAUAUAUGUAUCAAUAGAAUAAGUGAAAAUGCAAAUAUGAUGUAAGUUUAGGUUCUUCUCUUGAAGAUUUAAGUCCUCCUAUUAAAUCAGAAGAUUCCAUAUUUUAUAGUUGGUGUAAUAGAAUAUCAUUUAAUAAGUAAGGAUGUAUGCCAUAGUUUUGAGUUUUAAAGGCUAUCUAUAAUUGAUAGCUGUGAAUCACAGAUAAAAUUUCUGUAUUGA